UUGCUAGUAUAUAUGAUAUAUAGAGAUAUCGAUAAACCGUACAAUUUCGCGAUAAAAACAAAACAGUUUUCAAUAAACUUGGUGUAGCACAUACAUCUUACUAAAUGUCUUUAUGACAUGACCUAUAGAAAUAAAAUGAAUAGCAGACCAGUAUUAGUAAUAUUUUUAUGCGCGAUGUUAUGUAUGAUGUUAUACCAUGCAACUAAUGGAAGCAGUGUUGUUCAAAACAAAAUUGUUUUUAAGUCAAAAACUUUCGAAAGUGGAUAUUUUCGGCAUAUCUACGUCAUCACACCUACGUUCAAAAGACCGGAACAAAUACCUGAAUUGGUUAGAUUAUCGCAAACAUUAAUGUUGGUACCCAAUCUAACAUGGCUGGUUAUAGAAGAUGGUUAUGAAAGGAACGAAUUAGUUGAAAAUAUCCUUAAAAAGUUUGGAUCAAGAUAUCAGUAUUUAUUAGCACCAAUGCCUGAAAAAUAUAAAAGUAGAUCUAAUCGUCCCAGAGGAGUAUCCAAUAGAAACAAAGGAUUGGAGUGGAUAAGAAACUAUACAAAAACAGGUGUAGUUUAUUUUGCUGAUGAUGAUAAUACGUAUGACAUCGAAUUAUUCAGGGAAAUCAGAAAAACACAGACAGUGUCCAUGUUUCCUGUUGGUUUGGUUACUGAAUUAGGAUUAAGCUCUCCGAUUGUACAAAACUGCACUUUCACGGGUUUUUAUGAUGGUUGGAUUGCCGGCAGAAAGUUUCCAGUGGAUAUGGCUGGUUUUGCAGUUUCUGUAGAAUUUCUUUUAUCACGUCCGAAUGCUGAGAUACCUUAUGAGGUUGGAUAUGAAGAAGAUGGAUUUUUGAAGAGUUUGUCACCUCUCGAACCCAGCGACAUACAGUUGUUAGCUUCGUGUUGUUCUAAAAUAUUAGUUUGGCAUACUCAAACUGUAAAGAAUAAACCAGCAAAGAUUUCUCAUUCAUAUGACAAUACAAAUAUCGAAAUAUUAACAAAAUUGAUUGUUUAGUGAUAUAUAAAACUUGUAAAAUAUUAGUGAACGUGAAUGUACUUUAUAAAUGACUCAUGAAAUUACGAAGUGUUCGCUGCUUGCAAUGCAGUUUUUUGUCUAUUCGUGAGAGUCCAGGUUUCACAGCCGUAAGUCAAUAUUUGUCAAUAAAUUGCAUUGUUAACAUU
Diorhabda carinulata is the source of this 1172-nucleotide messenger RNA. Its product is annotated as galactosylgalactosylxylosylprotein 3-beta-glucuronosyltransferase P-like. The transcript has a single exon. Gene Ontology annotation, cellular component: Golgi membrane. NCBI's taxonomy places the organism in Eukaryota, Metazoa, Arthropoda, Insecta, Coleoptera, Chrysomelidae. Gene Ontology annotation, molecular function: galactosylgalactosylxylosylprotein 3-beta-glucuronosyltransferase activity. Gene Ontology annotation, biological process: carbohydrate metabolic process; chondroitin sulfate proteoglycan biosynthetic process. The record is from RefSeq and is a predicted model, not a curated record. Bases 118 to 1005 code for a protein of 295 amino acids.